Molecule: messenger RNA, 3803 nt
Organism: Amyelois transitella
Lineage: Eukaryota; Metazoa; Arthropoda; Insecta; Lepidoptera; Pyralidae
Product: angiotensin-converting enzyme-like
Exons: 14
Coding region: 305-2443 (712 amino acids)
Biological process (GO): proteolysis
Cellular component (GO): plasma membrane
Molecular function (GO): peptidyl-dipeptidase activity; metallopeptidase activity
Source: RefSeq, a predicted model, not a curated record
UGCUCGCGUGCGCCAUACCGAGAAGCCGUGUCGUUCGCCGCUGAUGUUACGACUCGCGAGUUUGCCGCCUUUUUAACUGUCAAAGUGUCAAAAACUUAUUCCCGAAUAGUGAUGUUUGGUGCAACAAUUAUGGGUAUAAUACCCGACGUUUCUUGAUACAAGUGACUUGUGAUUUUUUUUUGUGUUUAAAAAGUUAGUGAAGUUUUUUUUACACCUCGUGGAUUUAAUUCCGGCCAGUAUUUUGAUCUGUGGCCGAACUGAGAGUUCCAGUACAUAAGGCGUUGGUGUCUAUAUAUGAUCGACAAUGAGGCCUACGGUAUCAUUACUCAUCAUCAACCUCUACGCUCUCGUGCUGAGCGGCACCUCCUCAUUAGGCGAUGACAGGAGAUACCUCGUAGCCUUCUUGGACCUGGUGGAGAUGGAACAUGAGGACCACUGCGAGAACCGAGCUGAUGCCGCGUGGAAAGAACUAAUUGGUGAUCCGAAAGGCUUGUCUGCUAAGCUGGAAAAAGACAAAGCCUUCGGGAUUCUCUCGCGGGAGCAGAAGAGGGACGUCGAACUGGCUCUAGACGGGUAUUACAUGGAUCAGAGUGAUCAGGUACUGAGGAGGAAGGUCCAGCUGUUGCUGCAUCCAGGAGACACUCUACUGGAAACCGAGCAGUGGAUUAGACUCGUUACAUUCGGAGAUACGGCACUUCACAAACUAAGAAUUGCCACUAAUUAUGAUUGUGGUACAAGGACCAACUGCACUCUGAGAGAAUUACAAAACAGUAUAGCCAGAGAACAAGAUGAAGAGACGUUACUUCGUAUGAAGAGAUCAUGGGAGAAAAAUCUACCUAGCGUCAACGAAUAUUUAGAACAGAUUCUACCUCUUCUAAGAAAUGCUUCAAAGGAAAACAACUACAAUGGUGUGGAGGAAUACUGGGAUUCCCUAGUGGAAUACGAAGGCGGCAUUCUGAAGGCGAGGGAACUAUGGGACAAUAUCAAACCUUUGUAUCUGAAGCUCCACAAAUAUAUUGCAUUGAGACUUAAAGGACAAGAAGCAGUUGGGGAGUCACUGCCUGUUCACUUAUUGAGAUCACUGAAUGGAGAUAAUUGGUCCAACAUAAUUGAAAGUUUACUCCCAAAACAUCCGGGUAUAUAUCAGAAAAUCCAUGCAAGUCUCCAGUUGAAGGAUCUAGGUGGCAUCAAAGCAUUCAAAGAAGCCGUAAAACUGAUAAAAGAUCUUGGCUUUGGAGACAUAGAAACAGAAUUGUGGACAGAUUCUGUGUUCAACGGCACAUGUCCUACAACCUUUAUAGAUUGGUGCAAACCUAACAAAAUGAGAGUUAUGACAUGCAAAGACGUCAGCAUUACGAAUUACAUUGACGCCCAUGAAGCGGCAAUGAAGAUCAAAUACAAAGAAAUAACUGCAUUACACAGCAAUAACACGUAUAUUUUAAGAGAAGCGCCUCGUUACUCCGCGAUUUACGAGGGCAUACCCGGUUUCGUGUCGCUGUUGGCGUUGAAUCCUCACGCUUUGGACAGAAGUGGACUGUUCCCGUUGAGAACUUUCAGUUACAAUCCCAAUCAUCAUAGGCUUGUGUUGCAACUGAUUAUGGCUUUAAGAGAUUUACCAAAAUUAAAUUAUUACUUGGCAGCAGACGAAUGGAGAUUAAAAGUUUUAAUGGGAUCAAUAGCGCCGGCCAAAGUGGCGAGUAGCUGGGGCGAAUUUCGUAAAAACUUCUCAUUAUUGGAGACAUCUGACGUCGACAUGCUUGGAGAUCCUUACAUACUCUUUAACAAGCCUUAUAUUGGAAAAUUUAUGGGGCUUAUCUUGAAAUACCAAAUCUAUCAAUCCUUUGCAGAAGAGCUCAGUUCAGAUGAGUCUGAUUUAUUGCAACAUGUCAAUGAGACUAGUGACCGACUCAGUGACACUAUGGUGCAAGGAUUUGGAAGUGAUUGGUCGGCUAUGGUAAGUGAUAUGCUCGCAAAACGAGAAAAUGGACUGGAAUAUACUGGUCUAACUGAUUAUUAUCGUCUUUUGGAUGAGUAUUUAGAUAAACAAUUGGACCCAACUGAUGAAGAAUUUGAUGAUUAUAAUGAACCUAUUGAAGAAACUACGGAAAAUAAUGCCAUACCCCCGCCUCCAGUAACAAUUAAACCAACUAUUCAUGAGUUAGAUAUAAUGCCACCCGAUGAAUCGGAAAAUAUUAUCGAUGUAGAAGAUUCUCAUUCAAAAUAUAGUGCAGAAACAUCAACCGUUGGAGUUUUAGAAAUCAAAAAACAACCACCUGUUGAUGAUACAAAGAAUACUCAAGAAGCUUCAUACAACACUUACUGGUGGAUAGGAAUCGCCGUGGCUUUGGUUAUUAUAAUUAUUAUUAUAGCAAUAAUUGCAAGAAAACGACAUAACCACAGAAAACAGUUGGAAAAACAAAGAAGGGAAAACACGCGUGCCUGAUUUGAAGAAUAUCGGUUCUAGAAGCGGAACCGAUAUUAUCCUUUGAGACAGAACUCUAGUGAAACUGUGCCAAUGCUAUGUGUUUCUGAGAGGAUGUGAUUAAGUGUUCAUCUUACUUUCUUUAUGUACUCCAGAUAUGUUAGGCUAUGUGUUUUCUUCGCAUGUUUAUUUAUUAAUUUUUACACUGUGGUGCUCAUUACCGGUUUGUUUAUCACGUAGCUAUUUUACUCUUUAUAUCCCUUUUUAUAACUUCUUUUUGAACUGUAAGAUACUAGAUAGAGGAGAUUGAAUAAAUAUUUUUGUACAUAUCAGACUUGAAAAAUAGAUUAUAAAGAUUGUUACCGACAGUGUCUAUAAUAGUUGUACAAUGUACAUUAUAGUUAGAUUUAAUAUGCGGUGCCUUAAGCGUUUCAAUUUGUAUUAAGUAAGAUACAUUAUCAGGCUUACAAAUAAAACUCGAAAAUAUGAAUUUAUUAUAAUCUUGUUGUAUAAAACACAGAUGGCACUAAUAUAUCUAUCGUGAAUGUUGAAAUUUUAUUUAAAAAAUUAAUACAUUUACUUGUAGGAUUUUUUUAAUUAUUUCUCACUUUGAAAUUGUUUUUUGCAAAUGUACCUACGUCGUAUACGUUUGAGUAAUGUGUUUACUUUUGUUAUCGUAUCAUACUUCAAGUCGUAUUUUUAAGCCUGAUUUAACGAAAUAAAAAUGUAUAAAAAUACUUUAAUAUGUAAUUUUAUAAAAUCUCUAUUUACUCUGCUCUGUGUUAUAUUUCAGACCAAUUUUGAGGCAUUUAGUUUGUCUAACGUUGUGUUGUUGAGCAUAGUUAUUAGUAAUGUUUCUAAUGUAUCACAAUAACCAAAUAUAGAAUUAAUGUUUUAUUUUGAUCUACAUGUUUAUUUCAUAAUGAAAUUUGUUGUUAUUUUAAUGGAUUUAAGUUUUACAGUCAGUAAAGCAUGUCUUAGCAAAAAUUGUGUCAGAAUUUGAGAAAAAUAUAAAUGUUUAAAACAUUUUUUGUAUUUUUAUUAGAUACUUAUAACAUGACGAACAUUUAUUAAUUCUUUAAACUAAUCAAAUCAUAAGCCUGAAUGUUGCGAACUCAAAAACAAAGAUAAUCUAUGACGUCCUAAUUUUUAUUCAAAAGAUUUAAGUGUAUGUAAUUAUAAUAUAACGUUUACAGAAAAUCACUAUCAAUAUUUGUAAACAUGCUUACUAAGCAAAGCAUUUAAAUAAUAAAACUAUAAUAAGCUGUAGUUAGCAAUAUCUGCAAUGCAGUCUUGCUCGUUUUCUGCCGAGAACAAUUUAAGUUAAACAACCGCUUUGGGACACAUGUUUGUUAGUGAAAAGAUAAAGAUUUUUGCUUAA